AAGCUUCUUCCCCCACUCCACGCUUGUGAAGCAAAAAACCCAUUCGAUUCCCUGAAGCAAUUCAAAUCUUCAAACCCCGAAAAUGGCAGCCUCGAAAUCGAACCUCCGAAGCUCUUGUUCCUUCCCAAAUCUUCUCCUCUCAUGUCUGAACUUCACUCUCUUCAUCCUCUCCGUCACCUCUCUGGUUCCCACCGUCCUCCUCCGAACGCCCCCAACUUCAAUGGGCAUGGCGUUCCUAAUGAUUUCCGGCAUCUCGAUUCUCUCCUCCUUUGUAGGUUUCUACUCUCAGCUCACCCAUCUCUGCUUCAUAACCCACGUUUCUCUCCUCCUCGCCUCGCUGGUCGCACAGCUGCUCGGCACACUGGCAUUGUUCACCAAAGAGCGCAGCACCAUGUCGUUGAUCAAGUCACCACGGGACCCGAGAGAGGCCAAGCUGUUGGUGAGGUUGGAAUGCGGGGUUCUGAUGGCGAUGCUGAUGAUGCAGGUGUUGGUGUUGGUGAUGAGCUGCGUGGUGCAGAGCUGCUGGGUGAGGGAGUAUGAAGGGUUGGAAGCCGAGAGGGAGGCGAUGACGAAGAAGAGGAGCCGGCGGAUCGCAAAAGUUCAGGAGGAGUCCAUGGAAAAUGCUGCAAAAAUAGCUGAGGUGAAGGCCAGGGAGCUGGAUGAGAAGAUGAAGAACAAGUAUGGGCAGUGGGUCAAGACUUCUGAGUUUGAAGGCUAAGGGGGUAAUUUCAAAGUUGGGUAUAGCAAAGCAAGCAUUUGAAUGGUCGGUGUAUUUUUGGUCAUUUAGUUUUGGGGUCACUAGGGUUUAUGUAAUGUAAAGCUUAUGACUUGUGAGUGUUAUUAAUUUAUGAUUCGUGGCCGUUUGUUUA
This is a messenger RNA of Malus domestica (apple), 869 nucleotides long. RefSeq lists its product as uncharacterized. The record is from RefSeq and is a predicted model, not a curated record. Lineage: Eukaryota; Viridiplantae; Streptophyta; Magnoliopsida; Rosales; Rosaceae.